UGCACUUCCUGUUUACGUUUUUGACAACCAUUGGACUGACAUUUGUAUAGUUUCGAACAAGUCGUCGCCUUACUUUUAGCUAAACUUGGGCAAAACGUAUAGCUUGUGUUACAUAAGGACUAAAACUAGCUCACCAACUUUCAAAUUAAUUGAUAUGACAGAGGUUUAUUGUGAACUGGAACACGUUUGGAUCAUUUUAUAACUAGCUGGCUAUAGCUAGCUAUAAAAAAUUUGCACUUUCGGCCGAUCAUCAUAAUUCUGAGGGCUGCUAGCUAAAGUCACCGACAAUAUUUUAGUGUUGUUAGCUGUGUCUCGUAACAUGGAGAAUAAGUACAACCUCAAGAGUCCGGCGGUGAAGAGGCUGAUGAAGGAGGCUGCAGAGCUGAGGGAACCCACAGAGCACUACCACGCCCAGCCACUGGAGGAUAAUCUGUUUGAGUGGCACUUCUCAGUCCGUGGCCCCCCUGACUCAGACUUUGAUGGGGGGGUCUACCAUGGCAGGAUCGUCCUCCCCCCAGAGUACCCCAUGAAGCCCCCCAGUAUCAUCCUCCUCACACCCAACGGGAGGUUCGAGGUGGGGAAGAAGAUCUGUCUGAGUAUUUCUGGGCACCAUCCGGAGACCUGGCAACCAUCCUGGAGCAUAAGAACGGCACUAAUAGCUAUAAUCGGAUUCAUGCCGACCAAAGGAGAGGGGGCGAUAGGAUCCCUUGAUUACACCCCGGAAGAAAGAAGAGCCCUGGCCAAAAAAUCCCUGGACUUCUGCUGCGAGGCCUGUGAGUGCUCCACUCGGACGGCCCUGCUGUCCCUCUCCCCUAACAGCACGCACAGCCCUGCCCAUGCCAAGGCCAAAGAACUCGCCCAGCAGAUCAAAUUCAAGGCAGAGUCCAGCUCGUCCAGCCUCUCCAGCGAGAGCGCCGGAGCGUCCAGCGAUUCCUCCGCCAGCUCCCAGGGUCAGAGCUUGGGUCUGGGGGUGCAGGGGCCCUCUGAGGGCCUGGGUGAGCAGUCGGAGGCAUCUCCAGCAGCCAGUGAAGAUCAGGCCGGCCCCCCUGCUGCCAGCGCCCGCUCCCUCAGCCCCCGCCAGCGCAGAGCCCAGCAGCUGGGCCAGGCCCAGGCCCAGAGGGAGCCCCCGAGCCGGCCCAUCUUCCCUGCCUUCCCCGUGGCCCCUCACCCCCCUCAGGACGGCAGCCACACGGGCUCCGUGGUGCUCAUCCUGCUGCUCACCCUGGCCCUGGCCGCGCUCAUCUUCCGUAGGGUCUACCUGACACAAGAGUACAAGUUUGACUACGAGCUGUGAUAACGCUGCUAACACACGCACCCACUGCCACCCUCCCCCCCG
Molecule: messenger RNA, 1336 nt
Organism: Osmerus eperlanus (European smelt)
Lineage: Eukaryota; Metazoa; Chordata; Actinopteri; Osmeriformes; Osmeridae
Gene: ube2j1
Product: ubiquitin-conjugating enzyme E2, J1
Exons: 8
Coding region: 320-1294 (324 amino acids)
Source: RefSeq, a predicted model, not a curated record